Messenger RNA from Erythranthe guttata (spotted monkey flower), 1322 nucleotides. Its product is annotated as Tetratricopeptide repeat (TPR)-like superfamily protein. Gene Ontology annotation, molecular function: protein binding. NCBI's taxonomy places the organism in Eukaryota, Viridiplantae, Streptophyta, Magnoliopsida, Lamiales, Phrymaceae. The record is from RefSeq and is a predicted model, not a curated record.
CUCCAUUUUCUUUCUUCUCUUCUCCCAUUGCCUUCUAAUUCCUCGCCGCCACCUCCACCUCCACCGCCGCCUCCGCCGCGUCGGCGCCACCAGGUAUCUAUCGGAUAUUGAUUAUUGAGUGUUGUGGGUCGAAUUAGCCAGUGAAAUAGUUACUCUGAUUUUAUUGCUUUGCCGAUCAAUCAACUCUCAUAAACAAAUGUCUACAUCUCUGGUACAAACCUUUAUGAAGUACAUCCCCAUUAGAGUAUCUAGGGUUUCGAUUAAUUCAAUUCGGAAACCAUUUUCGACAAAAGUUUCAGUUGAAGAAACCCUUAACCAAAUCCUUGCUUCUGAUGUUUCUAGAGAAGAAAUAUGUAUCGAUUAUAUCCGCAACCUCUGCUCCGCCGGAAAUCUUCUAGAAGCUUCUAGAUUACCCCAGAUUCUACGCAGUAAGCACAUUUUCAUCGGCCCUCGUGCGUACAAUUACCUUCUAGAAGAUGCCGAUAGAAACAACGACAUCGAAACGCUCUCCCGAAUUUUCAAGGAUCUUCUCGUUUCUUACGGUUCUAUAGAAUCGAAUUCGUAUCUUAUCUUCGCUCGAGCUUUCGGAAAGCGCACCGACCCUUCCGCAUUACUGAAUUUCGUUAGAGAAGUUUGCGAAAUGGAAUCGAGGGUAGUAAUUUUGAACAGACUUAUAUUCGCUUUGGGGAAAUGUGGAUACGUUCACCACGCAUUGAUGGUGUUCGAUAAAAUGCCGACUCUGGAUUGCGAACCGGACUUGGUCACAUACAACACCGUUUUGGCGAUUUUGGGUCGUCUCGGCAGAGUCGAUGAAAUGCUGCGUGUGUUUGAUGUUAUGAAAUCGGUCGAUCUUAUUCCGGAUAUUUUCACGUAUAAUACCGUAUUGAAUAGUCUGCGGAAAAUGGGUAGAUUGGAUUUGUGCUUGGUUCAUUUCAAGGAGAUGACUGUGAGAGGAAUUCAACCCGAUUUGUUGACUUUUAAAGAUUUGAUCGAGAGCUUAGGCAGAUCGGGAAACAUUGUUGAAGCCAUGAAAGUGUUUGAUUACAUGAAAUGUAAGGGGAUUGUUCCUUCGAUUUAUAUCUACCGAGCGCUGGUUUUCAGUUUGAAGAAGAUGGGAAAAAUGGAGUCGGCUUUAAAGUUGUCUAUGGAGAUGAAUAAACUCCCUCGAAAAUUCGUUCCGAGAGAUUUCCGAUACAAGAACGGAUAGUGCAUAAUGCUAUAAUUUGCCGAGCCUCUUUAUUCAGAAUCGAAGAGCUUCCGGUGCCGGGGGAUCGGAUUUUUGACUCAGAUUCUGCUCGAGUCCCUACCGAAUACGAAACGCC